AUGGUGUUGCAACUGGAAGACCGUGUAUUUGGUGCCUCUUUGAACCGCAGGUCUCAUAAUGUGAGCAGUAAUGCCUUGAGGCCAACUUGGGUCCCUUAUGCUUCAAUGGAGGUUGGCGAGGAAGUCUUGCUGUUCUCCCUGAAGCUCAUGAUGGAUGAUUGGUCCUAUCCGAGGCCUUCACACUUGUACUUCCUGGGUGAUGUUAUUAAUAUUGAGGCAUCCGUGAAGGUGUACAACCAUGUUCCGCUGCGUGUGUUUGUAGACCACUGCGUGGCCACCCAAGUACCUGAUGUGAAUGCCCUUCCGAGAUAUUCAUUCAUUGAGAAUCAUGGGUGCCUUGUGGAUGCCAAGGCUACAGCUUCCAGCUCGCGCUUCAUGCCUCGAUCCCAGGAAGACAAGAUCCAGUUCCAGCUGGAGGCCUUCAUGUUCCAGGAAGGAUAUAGUCCUUCUAUCUACAUGACGUGUAUUCUGAAGGCCACUCUUGCUUCUGCACCCAGUGAUGCUCUCCGCAAAUCCUGUUCCUUUGCCAAUGGGUGGUUUGCUGCUGAUGGGAACCACCAGGCUUGUGGUUGCUGUGACUCAACAUGUGGUCCUGAUGGUGGAAUUGCUGCUUCUCCUUUUGGAGUCAUUCAGUGGGAAGGCAAGGCCUCACUCGGUCCUGUAAUGGUUCAAGAGCGACCGAAGUCUUUAGCUGUUUUUCAAUAAAUGG
Molecule: messenger RNA, 709 nt
Organism: Sinocyclocheilus grahami
Lineage: Eukaryota; Metazoa; Chordata; Actinopteri; Cypriniformes; Cyprinidae
Product: zona pellucida sperm-binding protein 3-like
Exons: 7
Coding region: 1-705 (234 amino acids)
Biological process (GO): binding of sperm to zona pellucida; positive regulation of acrosome reaction; egg coat formation
Cellular component (GO): extracellular matrix
Molecular function (GO): acrosin binding
Source: RefSeq, a predicted model, not a curated record